Molecule: messenger RNA, 3708 nt
Organism: Paramuricea clavata
Lineage: Eukaryota; Metazoa; Cnidaria; Anthozoa; Malacalcyonacea; Plexauridae
Source: the annotation of a GenBank genome assembly
AUGGCGGAAUAUGAUGGAAACAGCCUAUCUAGCCCAGUCGUUUCCGAACAUGGAGAAAAGCGUACAAGAACGUUUACACAUAAAGGUUUCCAGAACACGCUUAUAAACCAGACAAAAACAUUUAAUAAACAAACGAAAGUAUUACGGGUUGCGAUUGACCUGGUAUACAAAACGAUAGAGGAGAAUUCACCGAUAAAGGAAGCCCUAGACUCGCUCGAAAAAGAGAGACGAAUGCUCGUAAAUUCUGUUAAAAGUCUCGAAGAACUCUUUGCACAGGACAAGUGGGGUGAAACAACCGACGUGGAACCAACCAUCAGAAAAGCCUUCGAAAGUUUCCUGCACGCAGCUGAGGUCGUUUCGCAAGAGGCAGGAAAGAAACUUGACAAUAAUAAAAGCAAAGUCGCGAACACGUCCUCCGUAAGGUCCAGAAGAUCGAGAACGUCGGUGAAAACUGGAUCUACACGUUCAUCACUUCAUUCAGAAAGAAGAAUAGCAAUGGCGGAAGCAGCUGCCGCGAAAGAGCAAGCGGAGUACGACAGAUUAAUUGCUCAAAUGGAGAAAGAUCGGAAACAACGCGAAGCCCAAGAGGUGCUAGAGAGAUCAGCAGCACAAGCCCGACAUGAACAUGAUAUAGCAGUUCUUGCAGCCCGGAAAUUGGAAGCAGUAGCUCAAGCGAAGUUCGAAGCCAUUGAAAGAUCCAUAAUCCAGGAGGAAGACGAUUCGUAUUCUGGGAAAUCAAGUCGGAAAGCCAGCGUAGAACCUUUGGAACGCACCAAAGCAUGGGUAGAGAGCCAACCUCCCUUUGAAGGUGAUGUGGUGAGAAAGAUUAAACGAGAAGUUAACGAUGAGUUCAAUCAGACUUUACCCCAUCCCAUCCGACACCGAUCGGAAAGACACCAGAUAUAUGAAACACAAGAACCUAGUCGCGUAGUUCAACAAUGUAUGGGAGCGAUAGCUACGACCAACGAGAAGCUAACUGCAAGUCUGGCAAAGUUGAGUUUGCCGAAAUGUCACCCAGAUGUAUUUUCUGGAGACGCUACGAUGUUCCAUCCUUGGAAAACCGCAUUUAAAGGAAUGACAGAAAGUUGCAACGUCACCCCAGAGAACGAAAUGAACUAUCUAUGCGUGUAUACAACCGGCGAGCCACGAAAGUUGGUGAACAGUUAUCGGAAAAGACGUCAUAAAGACCUUGAGAAACUGUUGAUGGAACUAUGGAUGGAAUUGGAAAAGCGUUUCGGCAACGUCGCAGUAAUUACAAACGCAUUUCUUACAAGACUUCGAGAAUCAGCCAGAUUUGGAGAAUAUGAUAAGAAGAAACUCCAAGCAUUCUCAGAUCUGUGCUCGGACGUGGUUUCGCAAGUUAGUCAACUUCCUGGCUUAGCAUGCCUCAACUAUCCAAACGCCAUUCGACCCAUCCUCUAUAACUUACCAGAAUCCCUUCGCAACAGAUGGGACAAGCAAGUCGUUGGAUUCACUCUGAAAAACAAAGACGCUUAUCCUGAUUUUACCGUGUUUGCCUCCAUGAUCGAGAAACAGUCCCUACUCAAGAAUCACCCAAAUGUGACAGCUUUCGAGAAACGAGGAAAGGGAGAUCGGAGAAAGCCUUUUAUACCACCACUUAUCCCACCAGAGGACCCCCUGCAUACGGUCUUGGCGGGAGAAACUAAAACAGAAGAUCAAGAAGUUAAAGAGAAACACUGCCCGUUCCACAAAUGCAUUGGACAUACGUUGUCAGAGUGUAAAUCUUUCGCUCAAAAAACCCUGGAGGAGAAAACGCAAUGGAUCAAAGAGGAAAAGUUAUGUUUCCGAUGCUUGGUUGCAGGACACAUAGCCAAUCAAUGUAAAUCGAAAAUGAAAUGCGGGAAGUGUAGCAGUGAACGUCACCCAACGCUUCUUCACAAGGAGAAAUGGAACAAUGAUGCCCGAAGCAAAGAAAUAACAUCCGCGCGAAUGAGUAUUGGUUGCAACGCCGACAGAAACGUUUCCUGUAGCAAGGUCGCCCUGCUUGACGUGUUCCAUCCAGACAGACCGCAGAAGAAAUUCAGAGUUUACGCCAUUGUAGAUGAGCAAAGUAACGCGUCUAUGAUUAGCCCGGAAUUAGCUGACGGCCUUGGUAUAUCAGGACCAAAGGAGAAAUAUCUGCUGUCAACAUGUAGUGGCUCGAAAGAAACAAGGUUUGGUCGACGGGUCCCGGGUUUGAUGGUCACACCAGUUAAAGGAAAACCACUGGAGCUACCCACACUGAUCGAAUGUGAUAACAUCCCCAAAGAUAAGAGUGAAAUCCCCUCACCAGAGUUUGCCAUGCAGUAUACCCACCUUCGAAACAUUGCUGAUGAAAUUCCCCCGUUGGACAGUAGAGCAGAAGUUCAGCUCUUAAUUGGUCGAAAUGCGCCAGAACUGUUGAAAGUGAAAGCAUUCCGCAACGGUCCUAAUGGAACUCCGUGGGCGCACAAACUAGCUGUUGGUUGGACGAUAUGCGGACAAGCCUGCGUCGAUCGUCAAGGAGGACCAAUUCAUGUCGGUACCCACCGUACAAUUUACUACGACCCACCGAGACAGAUACAUUUCGAACAAGAUGAGGCAAGUACUUUGCAACGUGAUGCUAAACCCAAGCAAGAUAAAAGUAACACAAGAGAGAUCUCAUACCAUGAGUUGACACCCUGCACAAAUAACUACGUUGUACAAGAGAACUUCCCCGACGUGUACCAAGCAACAGAUCGCGACAACGAAACCACCAUGUCAAUAGAAGACCAACGCUUCAUUCAAAUAAUGGAAUCCAAUAUCCACAAAAAUCAAACAGGACAUUGGGAGAUGCUACUACCCCUCCGAUCUAACGACAUACACGUUCCUGACAACAGAGAUCAAGCUUCAACUCGUCUCAAAAGCCUUCUGCGUUCGUUCAAGAGGAAUCCGAAAAUGGAGCAAGACUACUUCAACUUUAUGGCAAAACUGUUUGAAUGCGGUCAUGCCGUACCAAUACCAAUCGAAGCCACUCCCCCAAAAGAAACUGGGAAAAUUUGGUACCUACCACAUUUUGGCGUAUACCAUCCUCGUAAACCAAAUAAGAUCCGAGUUGUAUUCGACUCCUCAGCAGAGUUCAAAGGAACAUCUCUUAAUAAGGGACUGUUGUCAGGUCCAGAUAUGCACAAUGGUCUUCAGGGAAUACUGGUCAGAUUCAGAAGAAAUGCCGUUGGUGUGAUGUGUGAUAUAGAGCAAAUGUUCCACAACUUCCAUGUCCACCCACCACAUAGAGAUCUAUUGCGGUUCCUGUGGUUCGCUGAUAACGACAAAGAAAAAGAUAUCAUCGUCUACCAAAUGGUGGUGCACUUGUUUGGCAACACAUCAAGUCCCGCUGUAGCAACGUUUGGCCUUAGGAAAACGGCAGAAGAAGGAGAGAAAGAGUUUGGUCAAGACGCCAAAGACUUUGUCGUCGAAGACUUCUACGUAGAUGACGGUCUGACAUCACGCGAUACCGCGGAAGGAACUGUGUCUCUCAUUAAGAACACUCAAGCAAUGCUCGCAACUGCAAAUCUGAGACUUCAUAAGAUUGCAUCCAAUUCCGUCGAAGUCAUGAAAUCAUUUCCAGAUCAAGACCGAGUCGAAAGCCUCAAAGAUCUACACAUUGAACAAGGCCCACUUCCGUCACAACGGUCGUUAGGAGUAAUGUGGGAUUGGGAGAAGGAUGCUUUCGCAUUUCAAAUUACAUAG